GUUUUCAAGAAGCGGGUAUAUGAAAGUCCGAAAAUGUCAAGUCUCAGCUCACGAAGUUCUCGCCGGAGGAAUGCAACAAACGAUGAACAGUUGUCAGGUGACCUGUUAAGUGCUGGGACUACGUUUGAACGAACUGGGGAAUCAAGUCGUACACGUGGGAGAACACGGCGUAAUCGGUCAGGACACACCGAGCCUACAAGCAAUGCAGAACCCACAUCCGGUCUUCGUACAUCCGAAGUGGAGCCGGGUAGUCCUUUAUCAUACAGCGAUAUGUCUAGUGUGGCGACUGGGGUCGAAGAUGUUUUGAGUUCAGUUCGACCUGGCGUCAAUGAUGAAUUGGCUGUUCGUGCUGUUUUGUCUCAAUCUGGACCUCUUGUUCCCGCAACAGGUGUCCCUGGUACUACUGAUGGGUCGACUGCUAGUGGACCUCAGACUGUAAUAUGGGGUACCGAUGUAAACAUUGCUCAAGUGAUGUCAAGAUUUAAACACUUCCUAUUGACCUACAUCCCUCCAGACUUAACCGGUCAACCGAAUCUAACAACGGGUCAACCCAUAAAUCCACAAAGACCUCUUUAUAUCCAACGAAUGGAAGAUCUUGCAAUAUCAGGUUCGACUGCCUUAGACAUUGACUGUGAACAUCUUCGUUCUGCCAGGCCAGAUUUGUAUACGCAAUUGGUAACAUUUCCGAAGGAAGUUAUUCCAGCAUGUGAUGCUGCUACACACGCCUUAUUUUUAGACCGUUUCCGUGAAGUCCAGUUGGAAAGAUCAAUACAGAUUCGUCCAUUCAAUUGUGCAAGGUCUCGAGAUCUACGCAGUCUUGAUCCAGAUGAUCUUGAUCAACUUGUAACUGUCUCUGGUCUUGUAAUACGUUUAUCCCCGCUCAUCCCUGAAAUGAUGCGUGCAGAGUUCAAAUGUGCCAUCUGUGGUGCAAUGACAUCUGUUCCAUGUGAACGUGGUCGUAUUGCAGAACCAGAAGCGUGCAUACGUUGUCAUUCGGCUCAUACAGCUCAACUACAACAUAAUCGAUGUUUAUUUGUGGAUAAACAAAUGAUUAAAUUACAGGAAUCUCCAGAAAAUAUGCCUGCUAGCCAGACUCCUCAUACAGUACUUAUGUAUGCUCACGAAGAACUUGUUGAUAAAAUUCAACCGGGUGAUCGUGUUAUCGUUACGGGUAUUUAUCGUGCAAUACCACUACGAAUGUCUAACCGACAACGUACUCUUAAAGCGGUUUACAAAACAUAUAUAGAUGUUCUUCAUUUUCUCCGAGAAGGCGAUGAUCGAGUUCAAAAUGAUGGGCUCGCUACUGACGAAAAUACUUCUAUUGAGGAAGCACAUAUUUUACGCCAAUUCACGGAGGAACGUAUUGAAGAAUUUCAUACAUUGGCUCGUAAACCUGAUUUAUAUGAACGACUUGCUGCUGGUAUCGCACCAACAAUUUAUGAAAACGAAGAUAUUAAAAAGGGUAUUCUCCUACAAUUAUUUGGUGGUACACGUAAAGACUUCAGUGCUAAAGGACGUGGUGAUUUUCGUUCUGAAAUCAAUAUACUUUUAUGUGGUGACCCAGGUACUUCAAAAUCUCAACUUCUGCAGUAUGUAUACCGUCUUACUCCUCGUGGCCAAUAUACUUCUGGCAAGGGAAGUUCUGCUGUUGGUUUAACGGCCUACAUUACAAAAGAUGCAGAAACGCGUCAAUUAACACUGCAAACUGGAGCAUUAGUGUUGGCUGAUAAUGGGAUAUGUUGUAUCGACGAAUUCGACAAAAUGUCCGACUCAACUCGUUCUGUACUACACGAAGUAAUGGAACAACAAACUCUAAGUAUUGCUAAAGCUGGUAUUCUUUGUCAACUUCAUGCUAGGACUUCAAUUUUAGCAGCUGCUAAUCCAAUCGGUUCUAAAUGGGAUCCUAGCAAAACGAUUAUUGACAAUAUACAGUUACCUCAUACUCUUCUAUCAAGAUUCGAUCUCAUUUUUCUUAUAUUGGAUCCACAAGAUGAAGUUUAUGAUACAAGAUUAGCCAGACAUUUGGUUGGGUUGUAUUAUCGUGGUACUACUCCAAGUCAGAUUGAUAGCAGUCAGGAUAUUCCAACCAACAGUAAUAAUAAUACUCGAGGUACACGUAGACCGCGUCCAGGAGCUGUUCUACUGGACAUGGAUAGUCAAACUGAUGAUGAUCCAUCAUUUGUAAACGGGAAACUCUUGAAGGAUUAUAUAGCCUAUGCUAAGGUAUUCAUUGUUGUACCACUUACAAAUGUUAAUCCUUAAGGUAGACACAGUCAACUUUCAGUGAAAUUUACCCGAAACAUUUAAACAGAGAGGCCUUGUAGUAUGAAUAAUAAUGAGUUCAAAUAGAAAAUCUGUUUUAAUAAUUCUAUGCUUACCUUAACAAUUAAGUAUAUCCUAUGUUUCUAAAAGAUAUGUUUAUUGAAUACCUUACAAGGUUUUUUUUAUCAAUUGAAAUCGUUUGUACUCAUUUCAUACUUUAAGAGCAUCAGUCACUGAAUAAUAACUAAUACAAUACUGUGUUUAUCUAAAAUUACUACUAUGCACCAUUGGUUUGAAAUCAGAGUUUUCCAACUCCCCUAGGUUGGCCCUCCAUAUCCACCAAACCGGUUAAAGCACCAAACAUUCGCUUUUCGUCCUCUCAGUUUCGUGGACAACACCCCCGCUACGAGAAAGCGGUGAGUAGGACUUCCUUAUCAAUGUGUGUAUAUGCGUGGCCAUUUGAGAGCAUUUUGAGAGGUAGAGUUGACUUUCCCAACCCUCGGUUGUGCCAGGGUAUUUGGGGGUUGGUGAUUUCAAAAUAUAUUUUACUUAAAUUAUUGUCUCGCGUAAUACAAAUAGAGUAUUCCCUCUUCAAUAGGUUUGCAAAUAUAUACUCCUACUAACUGAUAAUCGAUUGUAAUCAUAUGUCUUUUUUAUUUGGACGAUGCAUUUGACUUUGCUAAUCGGGAAUUCUUUUCAAUCAGUGAAAGGUAUAUUAAUAAAUCGCAUGAAUAUGUUGAAAUUCCUUUACUUGAGCACUUGAUCGCAUCAUAUUUUAUGGCAAACUGUUUUAUCCAUAUUAUGUUUUGUGGCCGUUUAAUUCUGCUGUUAAUAUAUGUGCUUCUUAUACGUGAGUUUAAUGAACUGCUUGAGUGAAAAAACCAGGGGUAAGUAGAAAGAUUCUGUUAGUUAACCGAAUCGAGAAUAUAUAUCCACAACACAUUCUUAAACGUAGAUGUAUGUCCUUCAGAUAACGAAGCCAAAUCUUAACCAGUAGGGUUUGCGCCUGUCAGCAUCUCAUGAUCACUUGCUGUAUGUACGAUUAGCCCAGCGUGUCAAUCUAUUUUUUCCCUAGGCAUUCUUCUAGAAUUAAUAAGCAUUCACAUUAAGUCCUUCAUCAGAACCGUAAAAUGUUCAAUAACAAAUGAAGGCAGAUUUUCUUAGUAAUCUCUAGUAACAAUAAUAACCAAUAAAAUGAUAUUUCCACCUUAAUUUAUGUUUAAGAUGAAGUACUUUCCCAAACUAACGGAAGAAGCCGGUGAAUAUUUAGUUCGUGAGUAUGUAGAAAUGCGAAAACUGGGUUCAGGUCGUGGACAGGUAACUUAAUGAUUAAUUUAUUGCAUCACCACUUUUUCAUGUCAUCAGUGUUGUAUCAGUUAACUUAUAUACUUUUAAAGACUACAAUACAAAAUAAUUUUUUAUCACAGGUCCUCUAAAUAUUGAUUCUUAUUAUCGGCCGUUUUGACGGUUGCUGAAUUUCAUAGUUCACAUCAUGGACUGAUCUUACUUAAACAACCACUAGAAAACAGGACGCAUUCGAAAGCUGUUUUGUCUUAGUGUGGGGCUCCUUAGAAAUGUAAAUCCACCAUUUUACUGGGGAUCUGACCCAGAUCUCGAGGUUAGUACUGCUGAAAAGUCCCAUGUUUGGACUGGUUUUCAGUAGUUGUCUGACUAUGAUUAGUUCGUAGUGUAAACUAAAAAUAUCGAUUUUCCACUUGUUUUAACAGUUAGUUACAGCUUUUGUUGUUACGAGAGAUGCAAAAAACUAGGAGAACAUGUUAGGAUCAAUACUACUCCUUGGCUUCGUUUUAACUUGGAAUUAUUCUUAAAAAUCAUCACAUGUUCAGGUCGUAUAGCCCCGUUCAUCAAAGGCUAUUUCAAAGUUUGGAUUUUUAAUCCUCCUACAUUGGUUGGAGUUCUUGUUCCUUGAAGUUCUGUUAUUCCGAACAGGUCAACGGGAUGACAGUGAAACCAAAGUAACAGAUAUACAGUCCGCUGUACUUGUACUGCCAACGGUACUUGGGUUUAAUAGCAGUAUGAUGUUUCGUGCGGACAAUAAACGUGUCCAUCCAUGAUAUCUUUUCACAAAUGAAAGUGGGGUUAAAAUCUGAACUAUAAGACUAAAACACUUCACCUUACCCCACAAAUUUCCGUCACCUGAGGUAGGAUCUGAAAAGUAGGAAGCUAAUACAUUUACAACUUCUCACAAAGGCCAGUGGAUUACCAGCCUAAAGCCUCUGGAUUCAUGUUCUUAGUUUAUCAAGAUCACCCUUUACCCAGUUUUCUUUCCAGAUAGCUCUAGAAGAAAUAUCCUUCUACUAUUCAGACAACUGUCAAAUGACAUUCACUUACAUACCUUUAAAAAAAUCCAAGCUCAUUCUAUUCAUGUUUUAAAAAUAGGUCUAUAGAAUUUAAUACUCAGAACUCAAUUUCAACCAGUGUUUGUUGGUGGCAUAUGUGUAUGCUGUUCUGAUAGCUUCUAUAUAACCAUUUUAUCACAGUUUUUAUAGAAUAAGUAGAUUGUGGCUAGCAGUUAAAUCUAAGACGCACGUUUCAUCUUACUUGGAUCUCGUCAUUUGGAUGUGCCUACAUCCUACUGUUGAUGCUAAUAUACUGACUCGAACCCCUACAAAUAAAUACCAUAUCCUUUAAAUAGGUUAGUUGGAUUAUGAACCCAGUAACUCAAUAGAUAAUGAGUUAGUGUUUAAAUCAGAUGGCAUUAAGUUCGUUUUCGGGAGUGCAGUGAUACUGGGAUGCAGGCAUAUUCAGCUGACGAAUGCCAAAAUAAAAUGAAAUGUACAUCCCGCAUUCCAUUUUUAGCUAUAAUCAGUUUAUCGUUUAAAUGUUUAGAGUUGUUUUAGAAACAGAUUACCAGCGUUUUAAAGGCUGUAAGUUAUUCAAAUUUACAAUAUUUAUCCAAAAAUAUUGAAACAGUUUGAUGAAUUCUACUCACACUUACACCUUUCAGCCCUCAUGUAGAAGCAUAGCCGCCCACCAGGUGUUUUUGUGACUUGGAUCGCCUGAUCUACUAAGGGGGAUGGGACAGUGCAUGACGUUAUUUUUAUGUGUGACAAGUCUUCUUAUUGAACACUUGAAUCGGUUUCCUAAGCUCUUUAAUAACCCAAGGCUAAAUUUACACGAGAAAAACGGCGCGUAAUGUGAAGAAGGUCUUUACUCCAAGGUUAGGCUAUGUACAGAAAACCGAGAGUACUUAUGGUAUUUCAGAUGGCCUUAGGCUUCUGAAACCAUACUAAACAUAGUAGCAGGACAGAUCACCAUCCAAUUAGAAAUGUGACUCGCGAACCUUCACUUUCUGUAUGUGUCCGAGAAACUUCUGUUCAACGAUGAUUAGAUAAAAUGUUUCCCGGGAUUUCCGGGGCCGUUCUGGACUUUUUCGAGGAAUACUUGGUAUCUCUCCAACAGUGUGCAAAGUUCAAAGAUAGUUGUGUGCUAUAUGCAUACAAUCUACCCCGUUAUUGUUCCUAACUUGACUUCCAGUCUAAUACAAAAAUUAUAAUUUCAUAUAACGUACUUCAUACCUAAUAAGACGAACACAAGUUUUAAUAUCACUAUGUAAUAAACUUUGCUAUUCUCACCAUUAGUCUAUCUAGUUUAACUUAUAAGGUAUACAUAAGACUUCCUUAUGUUGUAUUAUUACAUUUCUAUUCUAUUUCAUUCUCAGAAUGUAUUACAAAAUUGAAAUGAAUUUGUUUUGUUUUCUUAUUCUCAUCUAUUCUUGUAAUUAACUCUUAUAAUUUUCAUAUUUAUUAUUAUUAAUACCAACCUUAUAAGAUAUCCGCAUAUCCUCGUCAACUUGAAUCACUUGUACGUUUAGCUGAAGCUCAUGCUCGUUUACGAUUAUCAAAUCAUGUUACGGCUGAUGAUUGUCGUGAAGCUCGACGUUUACAACGUGAAGCGUUAAAACAAGCAGCUAUUGAUCCGCUUACUGGUACUAUCGAUAUCAAUAUUUUAACAACAGGUAUCAGUAGUAGUGUACGUAAACGACGUGAAGAAAUGGCAAUGGCAAUAUGGUCACUUCUUGAAGAACGUCCUCGUGUAUUAACUUUUGUUUAUUCACGUGUACUAGAAGAUUUACGUGCACGUUCUGAACGUAUGAUUACACGUGAAAAUUUUGAAGAUGGAUUAAAUUUCUUAAAAAAUACAAAUAAAAUUGAUUGGGCGGGAAAUACUAUACGUAAACGUUAGAAAAACAACAACUUUUAAUUAUCUUUUUUUGUAUGCAAUUGUUUUCUAUUCGAAAAAAACUACAACAACAAAAAGAACAAAAACUUUUACAGUGCAGAUUUUCGUAUUUUUUGUAUUUUUGUUUGUCUGCUUAAAUAAAGUGUUUAUUACCUUAGAU
Messenger RNA from Schistosoma guineensis, 6625 nucleotides. The record is from the annotation of a GenBank genome assembly. NCBI's taxonomy places the organism in Eukaryota, Metazoa, Platyhelminthes, Trematoda, Strigeidida, Schistosomatidae.